Molecule: messenger RNA, 2777 nt
Organism: Leguminivora glycinivorella
Lineage: Eukaryota; Metazoa; Arthropoda; Insecta; Lepidoptera; Tortricidae
Exons: 19
Coding region: 40-2487 (815 amino acids)
Cellular component (GO): cytoplasm; nucleus
Molecular function (GO): calcium ion binding; protein serine/threonine phosphatase activity
Source: RefSeq, a predicted model, not a curated record
UACAUGAACUUCGAUACAUAAUAGAUACAAUUUAACAAAAUGUUCAAACACUACAAAGAUUUAUGCGAUGUUGUUUCGUUACUGGCUUAUUGCUCUUCAGAAAGAUCGUACUUGCUCAACCGAGAAGCCAACGGCGAAUACUGGUUACCGUCUUGCAAAACCGAGAAGAACUGUUGGAAUAUUACGGCUCAGAAAAUUAAUGUAGAGAUAUUCGGAAGCGAAGCCAGCUCUUGUCAGCCGCUCCAGGUCCUGAAGACCUGGUUGCCGGACCACGAGACGCCUUGCGUGUACCACGCCGUCUACAAGACCUCAGUAAAGUCCGACGUUAAGAAGAGAAUGAAGAAUAAGAAUACCAACGCCGCCAAAAACCGUCAAUGGGUGAAUUCUGUCGAGUUGGACCGGUUACGUGCACAUUGCAGUCUUCGCAGCCCGGAGAUCGCCAUGCUGGCUGCGUUAGCCACGGGUGACCAGUGCAAGGACCAGGAAUAUCAAGAGUUAAAGAGCAGUAUGCUGGUGGAGGUGUGUGAAGAAAACACGCUGAUUGGGCCGGACUGCGCGGGCAGCCUCGUCGCGCCCGCCCUGCAGCAGUGCCAGCUGCUCUCUGCUGCCAACUACAAGAAGGAAGAUCAGAUCCGCGUGUACCGCGAGUUCACAGAGAUGGUUUAUCCGGCGCAGUACAUGAGCCCGCACCUGUUCAAGCAGCUCAUGGUGGAGGUGGGCUGGCAGUACCAGCAGUGCCCGGCGCUGUUCAGAGCUGCAGACAUGACAAACCGCGGUGGGCUCUCGUUUCACGACUUGCUGAUGUGGAUAGCCGCCCUGGAGCCCGUCACACAGCAUAGUGGCUCUACCGCGGAAAUCCGGUGCAAGUACAUCUUCAGAUACUUUGACAGCGACCGCGAUCAGAAGUUAGACUAUGCGGAGUUCAAGGAACUGGUUGCGGCAGCGCGGUUGGCGCGGCAGCUGCCCAUAGAUGCGCUGAGCGUCGCUCGCGAUGCCGAUAAUGUCUACAGGCAGCUGAACUUACAGCCGAACUCCCAAAUGUCCAUGACGGACUACUUGCGCGGUGUCAGCGAAGCUCGUCUCCGAGGCACCAGCGCCAUGCUCCGAGCCAAACGAGGAGUCGCCAACUACCUCGUCGACCUCCAGCAAAUGAAGCUGUCUCGUCCGCAGGCUGGACCUCAAGACCAAAAACCUCCACAAGCCCCUGUACCGCCGCACUUAGCAAAAGUUCCCCAGACUCGUUCAUUAGGCCAGCAGACGGAAAGCGCCGUCUCCCGACGAGGUAAAGUCAGCGCGAGUUCUAUCCGCCGCGCUGACUACGCCGUGGCUUCUUACUCAGUGCGAGUGAGACGCCAAGCUAAAGAGAUGCUAGAACUUACUGCUAUAGACGAAGAAGCGGUGUCCCCCUCUGCUCUGAACGUGCUGGGUUCUCUAUCACUUGAGGUCCUGGGCCCGACCACCGCGCCAGUGGCCGCGCUGGCCGCCGUCAAAUACUUCGCUUCGUCUAUAAGUGGCGUUACCACCAAACGGCCGUCAGUAGCCGGCAACAUAGCCGUCCCCGCCAAGCUGGCAUGGAGCUGGGCCACCAAGGCCGAGGAGGCUGACCUGGGGAACCUGAUCAUCAAGCUGGCGGACGCAGUGGCUAACAUCUGCGUCAACGAGCCGAGGAUGUUAAGGAUCCGGUCGCCUAUAUACGCUGUAGGUGACCUGCAUGGCAACUUAGCCGCGCUGCUCGCAAUGGAAACCGCCUUCUGGCCUAUGGGUCCAGCGUUGGCCCCAACCCACUUCCUCUUCCUAGGGGACUACGUGGACCGAGGACCGCAUGGGUCUGAGCUGAUAGCGUAUUUGCUGGCCGCCAAGCUGCAGCGGCCGCAGUCCGUGCUGUUGAUUAGAGGGAACCAUGAGACGAGGGAUAUACAGAAGAUGUUCACGUUUUACACUGAAUGCAUAACCAAGUACGGAGAGGUGGAGGGAGGGCGAGUGUGGUCGGCCAUUAACCAUGUAUUCGACGCGUUGCCGCUUGCUGCUGUGGUGGACGACAAAGUAUUCUGCUGCCAUGGCGGAAUCCCCCCGCCGUGGGUGUGUCCGCUAAUAUCGGCCAUCGACAAGGUCCCCGUGCCAUUACCGAAGCCUUCCGAACAGAGCUCGAUAGCCUGGGAGCUACUGUGGAACGACCCUGUCAAACCGCACAAGAUCACGGCAACGCAGGCGCUUGAGCUGGCCGCCAACGAGGGGUUCGCGGCAAACUCCAAGCGCGGCACUGGACACGUCUUUGACCAGAGCGCGCUUGACCGGUUCCUGCUUGCAAACCAGCUGUCACAUGUGUUGCGAGCGCACGAGGUGCAUCAGGCUGGAUUUAUGUGCCAGCUGCGGGGAAAACUGAUCUCCGUAUUUUCAUCGUCGCGAUACUGUGGCGGCACCAACGACUCAGGCGUGGCCUUACUGGACGACGGCAAGAUGAGACUGUUGAGGAUCAACGCAGACUAGGAGUUCAUUUUACUCCCAUAUACACAUUGCACAACGCUACUUUGUAAUGCAAUUUUGCGAGAUUUACCGGGUGGAUUUAUCACAUUCUUAUGCCACGACCUGUUUAUUCACUUACAGGGAUAUAACGGAUGUGUUUUUAACGGCUUCCGGUUCCGUUCCGGACCGGAAGAAGAAGUUUUGAAUUUAGUUUAACGGAAGCAGAAGCGGAACCGGAACCAGAAGCGGAACUUAUAAUGUUAAAAACGAAAAGAAAAAAUACCACAUAGGUAUAACUUAAACCAAAACUAAUU